AUGCGUUCGGAGAAAUUUGACCACGCCCUAACCGUAGUAGAUGGAGGUCUCGGACUUCCAUGGAUGUCGAGCAUAACUGCCAGUUUCAGGUCAGCAUCUAGGUUAGGU
Messenger RNA from Didymodactylos carnosus, 108 nucleotides. The record is from the annotation of a GenBank genome assembly. Lineage: Eukaryota; Metazoa; Rotifera; Eurotatoria; Philodinida; Philodinidae.